Phaeodactylum tricornutum CCAP 1055/1 is the source of this 966-nucleotide messenger RNA. RefSeq names its product pap-fibrillin-ii. Bases 89 to 778 code for a protein of 229 amino acids. The record is from RefSeq and is a predicted model, not a curated record. Lineage: Eukaryota; Bacillariophyta; Bacillariophyceae; Surirellales; Neidiaceae. The transcript has a single exon.
GACGAAAGAGACGUCUCUGUUUCCCAGACUAAGAGCAGUGAGCAUUCGUCUUGUUCCGCAAACGUAUACUAGAGUCCAAAGAAAAGAAAUGCCCGGCAGAGUCGUGCCGCUCUCUCUGUUGGCUGUCGUCUGCGCCAGCGACCUUUUCCGUAGUACCCUGGCGUUCCAUCCAAAGGUCUCAACAAGUAGUCGGACUAUUCCUCCAUCCACAACACAGCUGCACGCCUUUGGAUUUUUGAAUGGUCUCUUGGAGAGUGGCUCGAAAAAAACGAAAGCAGCCAGUAGUACCAAAGCGUCCGCGCUCAAACAAAAGUUGCUCGCUGCAUGCUCGGAGGACAAGCCGGACAGGUCAAUAAUUGAAGCCACAAUUCAAGAGCUUGAAACGCUUUCACCCGUAACGGCAACUGCUUCUAGUCCCUUGUUACAGAAAAAAUGGGAGAUGAUUUGGACCACCGAAAAAGAAAUCAAUUUUUUCGUAGAACGAGGCUUUUCCAGUAAAAUAUUUCAAACCAUCGACGGAUCUGUUUUGACGAACAACAUUCCUUUCAUUAAGGGCGGAUCCUUUAAUGUGACAGGUAGUCUCUCGGUUCCAGACAUUGAGGGCAUACGGACCGAGUUCACCUUUUCCGAGGCUGCCUUGGACCUGGCCAAGUGGGGUACAUACAAACUACCACCUGUGGGAAAAGGAUGGUUUGACACACUCUAUCUUGACGACACGCUACGGGUGGAUCUCAACAGUCGAAACGAUAUUCUGAUUUGCAAACCUGAUGAAGCAUAAGGAUGGAACAGGAAGUAAAAUGCUUUGACGAAAAAGAAAUCUCGCAUGCGAAUCCAGACUUGCAAAGUUUUGACAGACAGUGACAUGCAACGCAAUCUGAUUCAUUGGCCCAUUGAUGCAAGCCACGAAGAUCGCCUUAUAGGCAGUAAAACCAAGCUAGUAUAAGUUAAUAUCGUUGCUGACGGGGC